Messenger RNA from Periophthalmus magnuspinnatus, 1319 nucleotides. Its product is annotated as selection and upkeep of intraepithelial T-cells protein 6-like. Lineage: Eukaryota; Metazoa; Chordata; Actinopteri; Gobiiformes; Gobiidae. Bases 60 to 1319 code for a protein of 419 amino acids. The transcript has 5 exons. The record is from RefSeq and is a predicted model, not a curated record.
GGAGAUGUCUUGAGGCGCUUCUGUCGCUACAUGAGACCUGUGGACACGGACCUGAAGAAAUGAGGAAACAGAUUUUCAGUCUGGAUGUGCUGCAGUUUUCUGUCUUCUUACUGCAGACUCACUUUUGCUGGAGUCAGAACACACUGGUCGUUCCCUCUCAGCCAAUCAUAGCGCCCGUUGGCAGUGAUGUCACUCUGCCCUGUCAGUUGGACCCUGUUAAAGACCUCAGGGACAUGGUGGUGGAGUGGUCACGGCACAACCUGACGCCGCGUUACAUCCACAUCCGCCGGGACGGUCUGGACCUCCUCAUGGACCAGAACUCCCUGUACCUGGGCCGCACCUCUGUGUCCGAGAGCCGACUGCAGCAGGGGGACAUGUCCCUGAGUCUGAACCAAGUCAGACUCAGUGACAGGGGCACGUACAGAUGUUACAUCCCCCAGAUUGAUACCAAAGCGGAGGUCACUCUACUGGUCGUGUCCGUGGCCCCUCCCUCGAUGAGCCUGAUCAAAGAGCGCUCGGGGUCUCCCGUGCUGAGGUGUGAGUCCAGGGGCUGGUACCCGGAGCCGGAGCUGGAGUGGCUGGACUCAGAGGGGACGGUUCUGCUCAGGACUGAGGCUCAGAGAGGAGCGAGCGAGGAGCUGUUCAGUGUGAGCAGCAGACUGAGUGUGGAGCAGAGGCUCGGCAACACGUUCACCUGCAGAGUGAGACAACAGGAGAGCGGCCAGAGCAGAGAGGCCCAGCUCAGCAUCACAGGAAAGAAAUCUGACAGUAAAAGCACUGAACUUGGAGAAAAAGAAGAAAGAGAGAGUAUAAUGAAGAAAGAAGAGAUUAUAAAUCUACUGAAGCAACAAGACGAGACACAGAGACUUCACCUGAAGGAGUCUGUGCCAGAGCUCAAGGAAAAUCUGGAGAAGACUGAGACUGUGCUGCGUUAUAUCAAUGAUGUGAUCAAAACACUGACUGUGGCAAAGAAUUUCUUAAUGAAACUCAAGGAGGAUUCUCACAAAACAAUUGAUAAAAUGAACAGUUUAAUAGAUGCACAGAGAAAAAGGUGGUUUCAACAGAACACUGAAGCCCUGGAGACAGAAAAGAUGUUUUUUGUGGAAACAGUUGAACUACUUGAUAAUCAAAUAAAGACAUUAGAGGAGGUGAUUUCAGUGUCAUUACAGAGAAAAGGACAGUUUGAGGCAGAACGUCAGCAGAUGGAAAAACAGAAGAAGCGUCAGGAAACAAAGACACAGCAGGAGACAAGAGAAGAAGAAGAAAAGGUGAAUGUUCAGGUGAAUGUUCAGGUGAACGCUCAUGAUCAGCCUCAAUGA